Messenger RNA from Yarrowia lipolytica CLIB122, 2100 nucleotides. RefSeq lists its product as uncharacterized. Gene Ontology annotation, molecular function: fatty acid binding; acyl-CoA oxidase activity; FAD binding. Lineage: Eukaryota; Fungi; Ascomycota; Dipodascomycetes; Dipodascales. The record is from RefSeq and is a predicted model, not a curated record. Gene Ontology annotation, biological process: lipid homeostasis; fatty acid beta-oxidation using acyl-CoA oxidase. Gene Ontology annotation, cellular component: peroxisome.
AUGAACAACAACCCCACCAACGUGAUCCUUGGAGGCAAGGAGUACGACACCUUCACCGAGCCUCCGGCCCAGAUGGAGCUGGAGCGAGCCAAGACACAAUUCAAGGUCCGAGACGUGACCAACUUCCUCACAGGCAGCGAGCAGGAGACACUGCUGACCGAGCGAAUCAUGCGGGAGAUUGAGCGAGAUCCCGUUCUCAACGUCGCCGGCGACUACGACGCCGAUCUUCCCACCAAGCGACGACAAGCUGUUGAGCGAAUCGGGGCUCUGGCCCGAUACCUGCCCAAGGAUUCCGAGAAGGAGGCCAUUUUGCGAGGCCAGCUGCAUGGUAUUGUGGACAUGGGUACCCGAACCCGAAUCGCCGUUCACUACGGUCUGUUUAUGGGCGCCAUUCGUGGCUCAGGAACCAAGGAGCAGUACGAUUACUGGGUCGCCAAGGGCGCCGCUACUCUGCACAAAUUCUAUGGCUGCUUUGCCAUGACUGAGCUGGGUCACGGAUCUAACGUGGCCGGUCUCGAGACCACCGCCACCCUUGAUAAGGACACCGACGAGUUCAUCAUCAACACCCCCAACUCGGGAGCCACAAAGUGGUGGAUUGGAGGAGCUGCCCACUCUGCUACCCACACGGCUUGUCUUGCCCGACUCAUUGUUGAUGGCAAGGACUAUGGUGUUAAGAUCUUCAUUGUUCAGCUGCGAGACCUCAACUCCCACUCUCUACUCAACGGUAUUGCCAUUGGAGAUAUCGGCAAGAAGAUGGGCCGAGAUGCCAUUGAUAAUGGUUGGAUCCAGUUCACAGACGUCCGAAUUCCCCGACAGAACAUGCUCAUGCGAUACGACCGGGUGUCUCGAGACGGCGAGGUUACCACCUCCGAGCUUGCCCAGCUCACCUACGGAGCACUUCUGUCUGGCCGAGUGACCAUGAUUGCCGAGUCUCACCUCCUGUCUGCUCGGUUCCUCACCAUUGCUCUUCGGUACGCCUGUAUCCGUCGACAGUUCGGAGCUGUGCCUGACAAGCCCGAGACUAAGCUCAUCGACUACCCCUACCACCAACGACGUCUGCUGCCUCUUCUGGCCUACACCUACGCCAUGAAGAUGGGCGCCGACGAGGCCCAGCAGCAGUACAACUCCUCCUUUGGCGCUCUUCUCAAGCUCAACCCCGUCAAGGACGCUGAGAAGUUUGCUGUCGCCACUGCCGACCUCAAGGCUCUGUUUGCCUCUUCUGCCGGAAUGAAGGCCUUCACCACCUGGGCUGCCGCCAAGAUCAUUGACGAGUGCCGACAGGCCUGUGGUGGCCAUGGCUACUCCGGCUACAACGGUUUCGGUCAGGCUUACGCCGACUGGGUCGUCCAAUGCACUUGGGAGGGUGACAACAACGUGCUGUGUCUGUCCAUGGGUCGAUCGCUCAUCCAGUCGUGCAUUGCCAUGAGAAAGAAGAAGGGCCAUGUCGGCAAGUCGGUCGAGUACCUGCAGCGACGAGACGAGCUGCAGAAUGCCCGAGUUGACAACAAGCCUCUCACUGACCCUGCUGUGCUCAUCACUGCAUGGGAGAAGGUUGCCUGCGAGGCCAUCAACAGAGCCACUGACUCCUUCAUCAAGCUCACCCAGGAGGGUCUGUCUCCUGACCAGGCCUUUGAGGAGCUGUCUCAACAGAGAUUUGAGUGUGCGCGAAUCCACACCCGAAAGCAUCUGAUCACCUCGUUCUACGCUCGAAUCUCCAAGGCCAAGGCCCGAGUCAAGCCCCACCUUACUGUUCUUGCCAACCUCUUUGCCGUCUGGUCCAUCGAGGAGGACUCUGGUCUCUUCCUUCGGGAGGGCUGCUUCGAGCCUGCCGAGAUGGACGAGAUCACCGCUCUGGUCGACGAGCUGUGCUGCGAGGCUCGAGAGCAGGUCAUUGGAUUCACCGACGCCUUCAACCUGUCCGACUUCUUCAUUAACGCCCCCAUUGGCCGAUUCGACGGAGACGCCUACAAGCACUACAUGGACGAGGUCAAGGCUGCCAACAACCCUCGUAACACCCAUGCUCCUUACUACGAGACCAAGCUGCGACCCUUCCUGUUCCGACCCGAUGAGGACGAGGAGAUUUGCGACCUGGACGAGUAG